AUGAAGCUACCAUUUAUGAGAAAAAAGUCUGUGGACGAGACUGCAAAACAGGAUGAAGAAGUUGGAGGAUCUUUGAGAGUGUCCAGUUUGAGGACGGAGGAAUCUCCCAAGGGGCGGCCACGACGAAACUCUGACAGUCAUGCCAACCUCUUGCCGUUAGAGGAAGCAGGCAGCGGCAGCAGUCUGGAACAACUACCAGAGCGUUUGCCUACCGAAAAGGAAAUCAAAAAGGCCAUGGCAAACAUGACACAAGAUGAGAUUUUGUCCGUCAUGGAGCAGUUCGCCAAACACCAGGGGGAUCCCAAAAAGAUUGGAUUGGAGUGUUGGAAGACCAUGCAAGCAAGGAACCAAGGAAAGAAACAGUCCUCCAAGGAAAAAAAGAUGAGAAAGGCAAAGUCCCUGGCCGCUGAUAGUCCCAGAAAGAGUCCAUCCGCUGAUAAUAAGCAGCGAAGAAGUCGAAAGAACCGAAGUGGAAAAGCCCCGAACGCGGCAGGUGUGGCCUUGCAACGAUCCGCGACAAUGCCUGCUUCUGCUUGA
Seminavis robusta is the source of this 537-nucleotide messenger RNA. Lineage: Eukaryota; Bacillariophyta; Bacillariophyceae; Naviculales; Naviculaceae. The record is from the annotation of a GenBank genome assembly.